This is a messenger RNA of Lolium perenne, 918 nucleotides long. Its product is annotated as mitochondrial metalloendopeptidase OMA1-like. NCBI's taxonomy places the organism in Eukaryota, Viridiplantae, Streptophyta, Magnoliopsida, Poales, Poaceae. Gene Ontology annotation, cellular component: membrane. Gene Ontology annotation, molecular function: metalloendopeptidase activity. The record is from RefSeq and is a predicted model, not a curated record.
AUGCCCUGGGCGCCAUGCGAGGACUCCUUUUCCGGCACGCUGCAGCGACUGCACUACUGCACCUCCACCCAGAGGUACUCUCGGUGGUACUAUGACCCACGGAAGGUUGCUCUGGCAACGGUGCCUCUGCUCGGCAUCGGCAUCGGCAUCGGCGAUGCGCUGAUUCCAGACUACCACGGAUACAUUGAGACAGAGCGCGAGCACAGCGAGACCCGCUUCGCCUGCCUCAAGGAGAAGCACGCCUCCAUCAUACUUGACCCGCACCACCCAGAUUGUGUUCGCCUCAACAACAUCACCUCGAAGCUUGUCCGCGCCGUCCACACCCACCUCAUCAUCAAGAGCCAUGAUACCGCCAUGCUCGAGCUCGAUCGUGGCAAUGCCGCCUCGGUGGUGGAGGUUUUGAGGAAGAAGCUGGGAAGCGCAGGGAGAGCACAGCCAGCGACUGGGCAUCUCGAUGGGCUCAACUGGGAGGUGAUGGUGGUGGAAGAUAAGCGCGUCAAUAUGUGGUGCUACCCCGCUGGCAAGAUUGUAGUGCCCACUGGAUUUCUACAAGUUUUCAGGACAGAUGCUGAACUUGCCACUAUGAUUGCUCAUGAGGUCGGGCACGUCGUUGCGAGGCACUGGGCAGAGAAGAUCAUCUACAGGAAGUGUCUUCCCAAACCCCUCAGGGUGCCCUUCUUCCGAAGGGCUGAGAGAGAGGCAGAUCAGAUUGGGUUGAUGAUACUUGCUGCAGCUGGUUUUGAUCCUCGCGUAGCCCCACCGGCCUUUCAAAAGCUAGGACAUAGUGGAAGAUUCCUCUCUACUUAUCCUUCGAGUAAGAAAAGAGCACAACUGUUAUCAGGAAAUAAAAUUAUGGAAGAGGCGCUCAAGUUGUAUAGAGAAGUUAGUCCCAAUCAACACACUGAAGAUUCUCUCUGA